Coregonus clupeaformis (lake whitefish) is the source of this 2269-nucleotide messenger RNA. RefSeq names its product nephronectin. The record is from RefSeq and is a predicted model, not a curated record. The coding region runs from base 192 to 1133 and encodes 313 amino acids. The transcript is spliced from 7 exons. NCBI's taxonomy places the organism in Eukaryota, Metazoa, Chordata, Actinopteri, Salmoniformes, Salmonidae. Gene Ontology annotation, molecular function: calcium ion binding.
CCACCUAUUGGACAAAAUUCCCAAAGUUCCUUGACACUCAAUCAUAAAAUUAACUAGGAGGUGACCUCGCCUUCCUCCAGACUCAAGGCGGGAGACAUGCUGGCACAAUAACGUGUCUCUGAAAUGCGCUGAUCACAAAAUAAGGAAAAUAAUAUGUAGCUGUUUUAUGAGCUGACAAUUACCUUCGUGAUAUGAUGGUAUUUGCUGUUGUCAGCGCGCAUCCGGUGCGCCAGCGGGUGCUGGUGAUCACCAUGCGUUUUAUUGCGUUCUCCAUGGCUUUUCAACCGGACAGGAACAGGACAGUGAGGGACGUGUCUGGGCGUCUCGGUGGGCCGUCGGGGUCCGUGGGGCUCUGCACCUUCGGCCCGUCUACAGCCUGCUGUUUAGGCUGGAGGAAUGUCAACGGUGUCUGCCAGCCUGUGUGUAAGAAGCCCUGCAGGAAUGGAGUCUGUGUGGCUCCAGACAAGUGCUCCUGCUCUGUGGGAUACAAGGGCCAGCAAUGUGACCAAGAUGUGAAUGAGUGUGGUCUCCCAGAGCGACCGUGCUCGAACAGCUGUAUGAACACCCAGGGUAGUUACCGGUGUUACUGCGACCCUGGAUACACCCUCAUGACAGACGGAUCAACCUGCACAAAAGAUCCUGAGUGUUCCUCCGCUCGCUGCCAGUUCGGUUGCCAGAUCGACCGGGUGGGAGAGGAGCGCUGUCUGUGUGCCCCCGGCCUCCACCUGGCCGCCGACAACAGGACCUGUGAAGGUGGGCUUCCUCGGCAACCCCAUGAUGUGGACGAGUGUCGAAGGGCGUCAGAUGUUUGCCCUCCCCGGCGUACUUGCAAGAACACCUUCGGCAGCUUUGUGUGUGCGUGCAGGGAGGGCUUCGUGUUGGGGACGCUCCAGGACUCAGUGCAGUGUCGAGAUAAGGACGAGUGUCUGGACAGUACUCAUCUGUGUAGCCGUCAUUCCCAGUGUUUCAACACCGCUGGUUCCUACACUUGUCAGUGUCUGGAGGACUACUCUGGGGACGGCCACACGUGCUGGCCCCGGAGAGCCUCCCACACCAAGACCUCCAUGUACUACCAGUACAAACUCUCCAAAAGGACCAGGCCCAUACAACAACCGCAACAAACGCAGCUCUGACGGUGCCUCUGGUUCUGACUGAUAACACUGUUGUGAAGUAGUUACUGGCGGCCAUUUUGGGUCGAGCCGUGUCGAAGCAGCACAGGAGAACUCUAGGAGGAAAAUAUAUUUGUGUUGAAGCAGCCUCAAUGGACAAUUCAUGAGGUAGAUUGGGGGUGAAUGGGGUAAAUUGAGGUGGCGUGUCACUAUCACAACAUAGUAAAAGCCGAGAAAUGCUAAGAAUUCCUCACACAACUGGAAAGUGUGGUAACGUUCUGUUUUAACCUAUCAUUUGCCUCUCUUCAGUUAGUCAACAAAGACCUUAGAUUGCUACUCGGCGCCAUUAGUGGUCUACUGUUUGAUGUCAGUCAAAGUCAAAGAAGCCACUCAUUUGACAAAUACACUCGUCAAGGAACCACACUCUGUAGUCUGCCUGACGCGCUUCAGACUCAAAACGCUCUGUGAUGACAUGGAAUUUUCCUUUGUUUAAGUUUCCCAGCUUAUUGUCUCGGAAAAGGUCAUGGGUAAGAACAAGUUUCACACGCACUGUCAUACUGCUGCUUUGGCAUUCGUAACCAAUUUCACAAUACACAUGUUGUCAGCAUAAGAGAUUUUGAUAGGGACUUCAUGUAGUGAGUGAUUAGCUAAUUUUCUGACAGGCCAGUGGGUGUACACGAUACCUCCCAUUCUGGAGGUUGUUUUCCAUAGGGACUAUUCUUUGAGAGGAGUGUAUACGUCAUUAUUUGUUAUUAAAAGGCUGACCUCUGGUGGAAAGAUAAGGGAGGAUAUUUGUCACUCUGACUUCUCCAUAGAUGGCAUCAUAGAUAGCAGCAUCACCCUGACUUCUCCAUAGAUGGGAUCAUAGAUAGCAGCAUCUCCCUGACUUCUCCAUAGAUGGGAUCAUAGAUAGCAGCAUAUCCCUGACUUCUCCAUAGAUGGGAUCAUAGAUAGCAGCAUCACCCUGACUUCUCCAUAGAUGGGAUCAUAGAUAGCAGCAUCUCCCUGACUUCUCCAUAGAUUGGUUCAUAGAUAGGCUACAUAACAGAAAGCUGUUGAAAUGCAUGUAUUUGUUAAGUCAUGUUAAUUAACUAAGGCACUUUGAGAGAUCGGCUGUUUGAUUAUGUAAAGUGUGUGGAAUAAAGGUAUAAUUGUUGAAU